AUGAAGAAGUUAGGAUUUUUGGCUUAAAAAAUCCAAAAUUUCAGGCCGAAGAAGUUAGGCUAAUUCGGGCUUUAAAAUCUAGAAUUUCAAGCUGAAGAAGUUAGGCCAAUUUAGGCUUAAAAACUAGACUUAUCUAGGCCCCAAAUCUAGGCUAAUUCAAGCCUUAAAAUCCAGAAUUUUGAGCUAAAGAAGUUAGGCUAAUUUGGCCCUAAAAAAUCUAUAUUUUCAGCCCAAAAAAUCUGAAAAAAAAUAAUUAUAAGUUAGUAAAAGUACACUAAAAAUUAUUGCAAACUGAAAAAAAAAUUAAUUUCCGAUUUUCUCUCUCUUGAAGCUAUGAAGCCAUAAAAAAGUAUAAUAAAAGCGCGCGCGCGGAAAAAAGGGGGUAGCUCGAGAUAUAUGAUAACAAUAGAAAUAUUAUAAAUAUAUGAUGGAAGAAAAUUUAUGGAAAAUAUUGAGAGGUUCAGAGUUAAAAAGAGAUUAUCAUCAAGUGCAAAGCACACAAAACAACACUUGAAAUUUUGUCGCGGAAAAAAAAAAGAGAUUUUUGAAAUCUUCUCUCAUCUUUAUAUAAAAAAAAGUCAAAUAAAGUCUAAUGAAAUUUAAGGAAUUUAAUUAAAUUUUAUUUUUUGCAGAAUUUCUCUCAUCUUCGUCUUAUUGACUUUGGCUUACUGUGGCGCUAAUUACAAAAGAGGUUGGUUUUAAUUAAACACUUUUUGGGCCAGGUUUUUGGAGUACUGUAGAUUGGAUUUUUUACAAGUUAUCGUAACUCAAAGUAAAUUGAUUUCCCAGGGUUACUGUAACUCAAAGUAUAAAGAUCAUCGAAUUUUCGUGCAUAUUUUCAGGGGUACUGUAACUCAAAAUUCCCGAGAGAUUAUUGAGUUACUGUAACUCAAAAUUUUUGAAAUUUUGAACCAAAUCUUCAAAAGUACAGUAAAUUUUUCGAUCCCAUUUUCCGGGUCACGGUAUCUCAAAAUUCUGAGAAAUUUUCGCGCCAAAUUUUUAUUUCAAUCAAAACCCAGACUCUUUUUAUUUGAAAUUAAAAUCUAAUUAAAUUUUCCAAAAAAACAAAUCGAUAUAUUUUUUUUGCAGUGAAACUCUUCAACUGGAAUUAUUCGGAUUUGAACAAAUUCGAACACGGAAAACAAAAAGACACCAGACAACCUUUUGCUGAUGCUCCGGUGAGUAAUACUGUAGAAAAUAAUAUGGGGAAAAUAUAAAAAGUUUUUUUUUGGUCUGGAGACAUUUUUGAUAUGUAUGAGUUUUUGGGUGCUGUCUUUCAUGAAUGGGGGUGGAAGAAAAAAUAAUAUUGCUCAUAUUAAGCUUCUGAAGACCACCCAGAAACUAAAGACCACCCAGGUUACCGACAAAGCUUUUCACCAAGCAGCAGGUCAUCCCAAAAAACCAUAAAACAAACAGAAGUUAGUGUAACUUUACACCACAUUGCAACAUAAACAAACUAUAAAUAUUCUGAAGAGUUUUUUUGGAUUUCUAGAAUAUUCAGAAAGUCUUCUGGGCCUUUUCUGGAAUUCUGUCUGGGAUUUUGAAAAAUUCAGAAAACUUUCCAGAUCUUCUGGAACUUUAUUUGGACUUCUUAAAAUUUUUUAAAUGUUUUCGAGCCUUUUGGAACUCUGAUCAGAUUUCUGAAACAUCCCAAGAUCUACCCAGAUCUUCUAGAAAGUUCGAGGGUUCAUCUAAACCUUCUGAAUUCUUCCAGAGAUUCUGAAAAAUUCAAAAAACCUUCUGAACUUCCUGAAAUUUUCCCCAGACUUCUACAAAAUUCAAAAAAAAAUUUUUUGCAGACAAACUCGUGCGAAGACGGCUGGGUACGCUACUCGGAUUCAUGCUACUGGAUCGAAAAAUCCAAAUUGUCAUUCGCCGACGCUGAAAAAGAGUGUUAUGCGAAAAAUGCGACAUUAAUGGUGGUGAAUUCGCAAGAUGAAUGGGUAUGCAUUUUUGAUUUUAUGACAUGUCAAGCAAGAUAUUGAAAACGCAUCACGAUAGGGUUUUUUUUUUGCGCUGGGAAGCAGGAAAAUAUAAUCAUAGGGUUGCAUGGUUUACCAGAAAAAAAUACUCUAGGCUUGUUUGGGCCCGAUUUUCAGGCUUGAAUAGUAGGGUUUUUAGGCUGAAUAUUGUAGAAUUUUUAGAGCCUAUUAGAGCCUAGAAAUUCAAGCUUUAAAACACAGUUUUUUUGAGGUCUAGAUAGGCUUAGAUUUUCAGGCUUGAAAUCCCAGAUUUUUCAGCCUAAAAAGCUCAGAUUUUAGGUCUGAAAAUCUGGAUUUAUAUGAGCCUAAAUAAGCCUAGAAAUUUCAGGCUUAAAAUUCCGCAUUUUUUGAUUCUAAAUAGCCCUAGAUUUCAGGCUUAAGGCUCCGUAUUUUUUGAGCCCAAACAAGCCUAGAAAAUUGAGCCUGAUAAUCUGGUUUUCUAUGAGCCUUAAUAAGCCUAGAAAUUUAGGCCUGAAAACCUGAAUUUCUAUAAGCCCAAACAAUCUUAGAUUUUCAAGCUCAAAAUCCCGGAUUUUUCAAGCCUAAAUAAACCUAUAUUUCAGGCUUCAAAUCCCAGAUUUUUCAAGCCUAAAUAAGCCUAGAAGUUUAGGCCUGAAAUUCAGGAUUUCAAGCAUAGAAAGGCCUAGAUUCUUAGGCUUCUUAGGCUUCCUAAUUUUCUUAGGCCCUCAAAAACAAAAAUGAAAACAAAAAAAAAUUAGAAAAAGUAAAAAAAUGCCAACAAUUUGUAUAUUUGAACAGACAGCUCUCAGCUCUCAAAAAUAUAUUUUUUUGUGUUGUAAAUACCUUUUUUUGCAGACUACAGUCCGUAAACAUCACCCAAAUAUCGUAUUUUAUUGGAUCGGUUUGGUCCGUUUGAACCAUUUACAACCGGAUGGCGAAUUUCCAGUCUGGCAGACCGAAGGAGCUGUUCAUCCAGCGCAAAUGUAAGUUUGGAUUACUAAAAGACCACCCAAGAAGAAUUCUGGGUGGUCUGAAUGUUUUCAGUUUUCUAGAAGUCUCCAGAAAAUAUUUCUGAGUCCAAAUUUUUCCAGGAACUGGCUUGUCGAACCUUACGAGCCUGUCAUCAAUGGCUGGAGCCGUCUUGCCAAUUGCGUUGCUCAUUUUACAUCCAUCGAAAGCUGGAACUCUUCUUAUCUCUACUAUUAUCCAUGCUCCUACUCAUUCAACUCAAUCUGCGAGAGAAACAACACAAUUUUGGAUUUUCUUGCCAGAAAAUUUGAUAUUCAAUAA
This is a messenger RNA of Caenorhabditis angaria, 3233 nucleotides long. The record is from the annotation of a GenBank genome assembly. Lineage: Eukaryota; Metazoa; Nematoda; Chromadorea; Rhabditida; Rhabditidae.